Molecule: messenger RNA, 2418 nt
Organism: Helobdella robusta
Lineage: Eukaryota; Metazoa; Annelida; Clitellata; Rhynchobdellida; Glossiphoniidae
Exons: 24
Coding region: 1-2418 (805 amino acids)
Biological process (GO): protein import into nucleus
Cellular component (GO): nuclear membrane; cytoplasm
Source: RefSeq, a predicted model, not a curated record
AUGGCCUCCGGUUUUAAUUUAAUGCUCCCUUUUACGGCGGAAACUGUUGAAAUGGCUGUUACACUAUUUUACCAGAACUCUAACAACAGCAGCCUAAUUAAUGAGAUGAAUCCCUGGCUGACAAGGGCCCAGACUUCGAUGGAGGCCUGGUCCUUCUGCUGGCCGCUCAUGCAACUAGAUAAAAGAAAAGAUAUAUUUAUGAUCAUUUGUCCUAAUUUUAGGCAUGAAAUUCCAGAAGGACACAUCGAUCAGUUGAAAAGCAGUUUGAAGUGCCAGCUUCUAAAUCUAACGUCCAAUUGGAUGCGAGUGGGCGUCAACAUCGGUGACCAGCGCUACGUGCCAUUGGUCGAAUUAAUAUUCAACCAGAUACAUGACGCCGCCUACAUCAAGAUUGCCUCUGAAGCCCUUGUUAAUUUAUUCAAGUGUGUCGCCAAUCACAAGUACCCACGGACAAUGAUCUACUACCUGGAGAGAGUGGUGGGUCUGGAGGAGCUGUUCAACAAGAUAUAUGGCGACUCUGACGACGAUCUCAGUUUAGCCAUCUUCGUGUCGGCGGGGGAGUGCAACCUCGCCAUCCUGGUCAAUGGCUUCUCGGGCCACGACCACAUAAAAACCAUCUGCUGCAAACUUCUCGGCCUCAUAGUAAGAUGUGUGGCCGUCAAGGGCUACUUUCCAGUGGACGAGAUGUCCAGUGACCUAACCUUUGGAUUCUGGUAUAACCUGCAGGAUGAGAUAAUGAAAGGAAUAAUGAAUUCGGAAGUGAAGAUGAUCUUCAAGACCAUCUACCUUGACCUUUUCCAGGUCAUGUGCAAGAAGGUCACCUACCCUCCCUACAAAAUAUUCGAAAGUUGGAGUGAAGAUGACAAAGAAGGCUUUAGAUGCUACAGACAGGAUAUAUCUGAUGCUGCAGCUUACUUCAUGCCAUUUCUGGAGCAAUCAAUGCUGCUGGUGCUGAACGGCUUAUUGGAGGGGGCCAUCAGCAGACACGAGUCACGUGGGGAGGGUGGUGGCCCGCCCUGGGAGGAGUUCGAGGCGAUCAUAUACAUGCUGACGUCAAUAACUGAGGGGGGCUUGAUGGAUGAGAGUUGCUUGCUGAACUUCAUCUUCCGUUCCUUACCCAGAAUUCCAUGCACACACGAGGUCCUCAUCACUCAAGUCAUCUGCGCCGAGUUGAUGGAUGAGGAUGUGGAGAUGUUCACAUUCAGCAUCCAGUUCAUCUUAAGAGGGAUCUGUGACCAUAAACUUUCGUCCUCUGCCACCAUGGCCCUCAAGGACAUCUUCUCCACCAACCGCAGACACGUCAAAUUAGUGGCCCGCGAAGUUGUGUUGGAAAGCAACAAACUCCAGAUCGGUGACCAGGUGAGACUGAUGUGCAUCUUAGGUUACGUUCUGUCGGACAUGACCACCCAGCAAUCUCUGGACAUCAUCAACGUCAUCGUCACGCCUCACGUGAUCACCCUCCAUCAGUUGACGUCAUCGGUUACGUCAUCAUCGUCGAGUCACAUAGCAGCUGAAAUGCAAAGUCUCACUGUGGAUAAGCUGAAGAUGCUCUCCGGUUUCUUCUCAUCCUUCGCGUCGUCAUCAUCAUCAUCAUCAUCAUCAUCUGCGCCAUCAUCAUCAGUACCGGAAGACGAUAGCAUCAAUAGCAGCAACAAUAGCAAUAAUAAUAACAAUAAUAAUAAUGAUAAUAAUAAUAACAACAAUAAUAAUAAUAAUAAUGAUGAUGAUGACCAAGAUGCUUGUGAUAGAACUCUGAUAUUGGUGAUGACAAGAGAGUUGAUGCCGCUAAUAAAGCAGAUGAUGCAAGCUUUCGUUCACGAUGAGAGUAUCAUAAGCAUCAUGAUAAUCUUUGCGAAUGACUCCGCCCACAAACUAGUCCUCCAAUCAUUGUUCACCAGUAUUUGCAACAAAACCCUCAGUAGUAUCAACUCAGAUCCAAAGUUACAGACAGAUAUAAUAGAAGCUUUCAUGUCAUUUCUAUCCCAAAUGGUGAAGAAGAACGUAGGGUUAUUGAAGGGGGCCCGGUACGACAUGAACGGGUUGGUGGGCGUGGCAAUCUUGGGUAUGGCCAUGCACGAGCAAGGCACCUGCAAGUCGUCAUGCACCUUCCUGGGCAUUGGGGGCGAACUGCCACGGCAGAAUUUGAAUCCGCUGGCCGAUGUUCUGCACGCUUUCAACAUCAAGUUCUUCGACCUGAACUGUCGCUUGCUAAACGAGGUUGUCAACCAAGAUGGCUUCCCACACAGCCGGGCCACACGUCCCGAGAAGGAGCAGUUUGCUAAAAUUAUCGUCACUUCCCAAAAAAGCAAGCGAAAGUUGAAGGACUCCAUAACGGAAUACUCCAUGUUAUGGCGCGGCAUCAUUGGCACGGAGUACGCGAUGCAAACCUCUCUUACCACCCAAACAUUCUCCAGCUAA